Diabrotica balteata is the source of this 1289-nucleotide messenger RNA. The record is from the annotation of a GenBank genome assembly. NCBI's taxonomy places the organism in Eukaryota, Metazoa, Arthropoda, Insecta, Coleoptera, Chrysomelidae.
AAAAAUAAAACAUUUUUGAAUAAAGGUGAAUUUGGGGUUACCGAUAAAGAAAGAACUAAAAUUGUUGCAUAAAAAUAAUGGAACUAGUCUGCGAAGUGCAAAAAUAUGACUGGGGCAAGCGAGGUCAAGAAAGUAAGGUAGCACAAUUAAUUAAAACAGGAAAUGAACACUUUCAAAUUGAAGAAUCAUCACCAUAUGCAGAAUUAUGGAUGGGGACCCAUGUAAAUGCACCUUCUGUAGUAAAAGAAACAGGUCAACUUUUAUCCAAAUACAUAAGUGAACAUCCCAAUGUUUUAGGAGAAAAGGUAGCAGCUAAAUUUAAUAAUCAGUUACCUUUUUUAUUCAAAGUUUUAUCAAUUAACAAUGCUCUGUCUAUACAAGCACAUCCUACAAAACAAUUUGCAGAAGUAUUACAUCAAAAGUAUCCUAACAUUUACAAAGAUCCAAAUCACAAGCCUGAAAUGGCUAUAGCUCUCACUCCAUUUGAGGCUUUAUGUGGUUUUAGGCCUCCACAAGAGAUAAGGCACUUUAUAGAACAACUACCUGAAUUGGAAAAUAUAACAAAGUCUAUGAACGAAACAGAUGAUGUAAAGUUUCUUGAAAAAUCAUUUAGGUCAAUUUUAACAUGUGAUAAACAGUUAAUCUCAUCUACCAUAAAAUCAUUACAAGCAAAAUUUAAGGACUUAAGCUCGUGUGAACAAUCAAAGUAUCAUGUAUCACUGUUUGAUCGCCUUAACUGUCAAUUUCCAAAUGAUAAUGGAGUGUUGAUGGUCUAUUUCUUAAAUUACAUAAAACUAAAACCAUCUGAAGCAAUUUUCUUAGCAGCUAAUGAGCCACAUGCAUACAUUUAUGGUGAUUGUAUUGAAAUAAUGGCUUCUUCAGAUAAUGUAGUGAGAGCUGGAUUGACACCAAAGUUUGUUGAUGUUGAAACUCUUGUAAGCAUGUUGGAAUACAAGGGAGAUAUUGCUGAGGAAAAACUCUUCAAACCAGUCAAUGAAGAUGAGCAUACAAGAUUGUUUAGACCUCCAGUACCAGAUUUUGCAGUUGUAGAAAUUCGAAUUCCAAAUUCUGUCAAACUGUAUAGAACAAUAAAAAGGGACAGUGCUAGUAUAAUAAUUAUUAUUCAAGGUACUGGAAAAAGUAAAAAUAGAGAAAUAAAACCGGGCCUGGUUUUAUUCUUAGCAGCAGAUGAAACAUUCGAGGUUUCAGAAAUAUCUUCAUCUACAGAAUAUUUAUUAAUGUACCAAGCAUUUGCCAACUUGUGAUAAAUAAAGUAUCAAUAUUAUUUU